GAAAGUUUCGGAAGAAUAGAAAGACGAAAUAUCGAGAAAGUACUUGACACCUUAUAAAUACAUAUAGACUCUUCCCAAAACCAAUGUAGUUGAAACUUGAAAGAACAUUGUGAGUGCAAGAGUUAAAAAAGCUUUACUGAAAAAAAUGUCACUAAUUCCAAGAAUCUUCGGCGAUCGACGAAGCAGCAGCAAGUUUGAUCCAUUCUCAAUGGACGUGUUCGAUUCCUUCAGGGAAUUAGGCUUUCCGGGUUCCAAUUUAGGGGAAACCUCUGCAUUUGCCCACACUCAGGUCGAUUGGAAGGAAACUCCAGAAGCUCAUGUGUUCAAGGCCGAUCUCCCUGGGCUUAAGAAGGAGGAAGUGAAAGUGGAGAUCGAAGAAGAUAGAGUCCUUCAAAUCAGCGGAGAGAGGAACGUGGAGAAAGAAGAUAAGAAUGAUAAGUGGCAUCGCGUGGAGCGAAGCAGCGGGAAAUUCAUGAGAAGAUUUAGACUUCCGGAGAAUGCAAAAAUGGAUCAAGUUAAGGCUUCUAUGGAGAAUGGGGUGCUUACUGUUAGUGUUCCCAAGGAAUAAGUGAAGAAGCCUGAUGUCAAGUCCAUUAAGAUUUCUGGUUAGACGCUUUAAUUAAAAAUACAUACAUUUGUGAAUUAAGUAGUAUUAUAUACAUGAUGUAUGGCAAAAUAAAGAAGUGAAUCUGUUGUGUCUGUUGAAGAUUUGUAGUUGCUGUGUUUCUGUAUUAAAGUCUUGAGUCGGCUUUGUUUCUCGCCUAAUGGCAUAGUUGUACUUUCUUUGAAAUUCCAUGUAGUCUUUUGAUUCUGUCUCAAAUUGUUGUAUGUUAUUUUUGAUAAUAAACUUUCUCAUUCCUCUUCUA
Messenger RNA from Solanum dulcamara, 866 nucleotides. RefSeq names its product 17.7 kDa class I heat shock protein-like. Lineage: Eukaryota; Viridiplantae; Streptophyta; Magnoliopsida; Solanales; Solanaceae. Bases 146 to 568 code for a protein of 140 amino acids. The transcript has a single exon. Gene Ontology annotation, biological process: response to heat; response to salt stress; protein folding. The record is from RefSeq and is a predicted model, not a curated record.